AUGAGCCUGGUGCCCGCCGGCUGCGUGGCGCUGCUCUGGCUGGCUGCUGGCCUGCUGGCAGUCGCCGUCUGGCUGUGGGCCGCCCGCCGCCGGACGUCGAUCCCAGGACCCCCGGCGCUGCCGCUGCUGGGAAACGCGCUCAGCUUCUACCGGCUGCCCGUGCUGUGGGGCCGCCUCGCGGAGCUGCACAGUCGCUACGGGGACAUCUUCAGACUCUACGUGGGCCCGAAGCUGGUGAUUGUGCUAACACAGCCAGAAGACGUCAAGCGCCUGCUUUUGGGCAGCAAACCGCGACAACGCGAACCCUACGUUGCGCACGUACUGCGUACAUUUAUGGGAGACGGGCUGCUCACCAUCAACGGCGAAACCUGGAAAAGACACCGAAAGAACCUCGAGCCGGGGUUCCAUACAGAAGAGCUGGAGAAAUUCAUGGAGAAGUUCAACGACGCUGGGCGUUUCUUGUGCGAGCAGCUGGAGGAAAAUAAAGGAGCAGAGGUGGAACUGUACCACCCACUCAUUCACACUACUUUUCGUGCGGUUGCAGCCACUAUUUUCGGCACCGACCUGGACUGUGUUUUACCAGGUCGUUUCCGGCAGGCUGAGGUGGUUGAUCUAUUGACUGAUUUCGGAAAAACUUUAUCGGCAAUUAUAUACCGUCCAUGGACAACAGUCAACUUGACGAGGUGGAUGACUGCACAAGGUCGGAAACUGUCAAGAUUUAAUACUGUUAUCAAAUACUUAACUGAUCGUGGUUUUGCCUUAGCCAGCAAAAAUGUUGAUGGCCUAAAGGCCAAUGAUAGAACACUCCUCACCUUGCUUCUUAAGGAAGAACAUUCAGGCACGAGAUUUACUGACAAGGAAUUAAGUGAUGAAGCAAUAACACUAGCCAUUGCUGGCGUCGAGACGACUUCUUCCGCGAUGGGCUACGUGCUGUGUGCGCUGGGACUCUACCCGGAAUGGCAGGAGCUGGCACAGCGCGAGCUGGACGGCUGUUUCGGAACAGGGGGUGACUACCUACGACCUGUCACCACUGCAGACCUCUCCCAGCUCAAAGUCAUCGACGCCAUUAUGAAGGAGACUGGGCGGCUGUUCACGACGGUGCCCUGCAUGCCGUACCUGGUGACUGAGGACUCGCCGCUGGCAGGCGGCCGCCACGUCGCGCCCCAGGGCAGCACGGCGCUCAUAGCCUACUACCUGAUGCACCGCCACCCCGAGCUCUUCCCCCAGCCGGACAAGUUCGACCCCGGCCGUUUCCUGGAGGGCGGCAGCGCCACGUUCAGGAAACCCUACAGCUACAUCCCUUUUGGCAUCGGCGCUCGCAAGUGUAUUGGCAGCCGAUAUGCAGUUCUGCAGAUGAAAGUCAUCCUAGCGACGGUUCUGCGGCGCUACAGAAUACUUCCCGGAACGAGCAGGGAGGAACUGGAAGAUAGUGUGCUCUCAAUAUCAUCUCACCCAAUAACCGGCUUCAGAGUUACUUGUAUCCCACGAGAAAACUUGCCCUCCAGUUCAGUGUAA
This is a messenger RNA of Schistocerca cancellata (South American locust), 1515 nucleotides long. Its product is annotated as cytochrome P450 4C1-like. Gene Ontology annotation, molecular function: heme binding; monooxygenase activity; iron ion binding. The record is from RefSeq and is a predicted model, not a curated record. Bases 1 to 1515 code for a protein of 504 amino acids. NCBI's taxonomy places the organism in Eukaryota, Metazoa, Arthropoda, Insecta, Orthoptera, Acrididae. The transcript is spliced from 6 exons.